Impatiens glandulifera is the source of this 1673-nucleotide messenger RNA. RefSeq names its product adenylate-forming reductase 06235-like. Lineage: Eukaryota; Viridiplantae; Streptophyta; Magnoliopsida; Ericales; Balsaminaceae. The transcript is spliced from 2 exons. Bases 1 to 1569 code for a protein of 522 amino acids. The record is from RefSeq and is a predicted model, not a curated record.
AUGCAUAGUCUAGAGAAAGUUGACAAAUUUACAAGUUGUAGAGGGGUGACCUUCGAAAUCAAAUCUCAUUCGAAUUUGUUCGCGAUCACAUCUCCCCCGUUUCAAGCCGAUGAAAAAAGUCGAACCGGCUUGAAAUCAUGGGUUCCUUCUUUUAAGGUUGCUUCUAAUUCUAUAGCAAGCCUAUCUCAAAGGUCCCUCAGCAAGCCUAGUAGUCAUUUCUGUGAUCUUGAUCUUGACCUUGAUCAAGAUAUUCUCGAUGAAGACAAUGAUCUUGGACAUGUUACUAUUGAUGUUAACUUAGAAGAGCCAAUCAAGCGCGAAAUCGCUAAAGAAUCGAGACUUUCAAUCAUUUUACUAGACCAAGGUCUUUUCACGGUCUACAAACGUCUAUUCGCUGUCUCCUUCGCUUUGAACCUCAUCGGCUUGAUCCUCGCAGCCACUGGCCAUUUUAUUUAUGCUAGAGAAAGAGCUACUCUUUUUUCUAUAAGCAACAUCUUUGUUCUAACUAUGUGUAGAAGUGAGGCCUUCCUUAGAGUUGUCUUUUGGCUAGUGGUGAAACUCUUUGGCCAUUCAUGUGUUCCACUUAGACUCAAGACGGCUGUCACAUCUCUUUUGCAGUCUCUUGGUGGGAUUCAUAGUGGUUGCGGAGUUUCCUCCAUAGCUUGGCUUGUUUACGCAAUAAUCCUAACCAUAAACAAUAGAGAAAAAACCUCGACCGAAGCCAUUAUAGUCGCAUCCGCCAUUCUCGUGCUCCUUUGCAUGUCUUCUUUGGCUGCUUUUCCUCUCCUCCGCCACCUUCAUCACAAUUUAUUCGAAAGAACUCAUCGUUUAGCCGGAUGGACAGCCUUAAUCCUCCUUUGGCUCUUCAUCAUCCUCACCACUUCGUACGAUCCACUAACCAAAAGUUACUCCGAUCACAUCGCACAAAGAUUGUUUAACCAACCCGAGUUCUGGCUGACUCUAGCCGUGUCUAUAACAAUAAUUAUCCCAUGGAUAACCGUAAGAAGGGUUCCGGUUCGCGUAUCAUCUCCCUCAGGCCACGCCACCUUAAUCAAGUUCGAUGGUGGCGUGAAGCCCGGGAUAUUGGGACGUAUAAGCCCGUCUCCACUUUCUGAGUGGCACGCAUUCGGUAUCAUAUCCGAUGGUAUAAACGAGCACAUGAUGUUGGCUGGGGCAGUGGGAGACUUCACCAAAACCCUAGUUUCACACCCACCAAGCCACCUUUGGGUAAGGAAAGUCCACUUCGCAGGCCUUCCGUAUUUAACUAACAUGUACGACCGUGUCCUACUCGUGGCAACCGGCUCGGGGAUUUGUGUCUUUUUGUCAUUCCUCCAAAAUUUCGGGAGGGAAAUAAUGGAGAUGGUAAGUGGAUUCCCCGAGGAGAGAAUUAUAGUGCACGACACGAUGGUUUUAGGGCGACCCGACGUUUCGAAGAUGAGUGUGGAGAUGGCGAAGAAGUUUAGGGCGGAGGUGGUGAUAGUAACUAGCAAUCCACAAGGUAGUAGAGACGUGGUUAAUGCAUGCAAGGCUCAUGGAAUUCCAGCUUUUGGUCCAAUUUGGGACUCUUGAGUCUUGAACCCUUAAUUUGCAUAAUUAAAAUAUCCCAAUAAGAAUUUAAAUUCACAACUAGCUAGGUUCGUAUAAAUAGUUAGUUCUCAAUUUGAAACUUUGAU